AUGUUGAGAAUAAUCUUUCAUAUAUUAGGAGUCGUCCUAUUUUUCUACGGAUGUUACUACGAUCAUACUUUUGUGAAAAUACCGAAUACUUCGUCAACAGUGACUCCUUUUGGGGGUAAAUUAAAAUACUUAACUUUUCUCAAUGCGAUGCUGCAAACAGUUUACUUCACCAUGGCAGUGUUGAAUGAUAUUUUUGGAUCAAAUGAACCAACUCCAUCACACAAACCUGUAGUAAGACACAUUAAGGACACAAUGUUUAGCGCUCUAGCUUUCCCUUUGGCUUUAUUUGUUGGUAUAACAUUUUGGGGUCUGUAUGCUGUUGAUAGGGAAUUAAUUCUUCCUAAAGCCUUGGAUCCGUACUUUCCUGUAUGGUUAAACCAUGUUAUGCAUUCAUAUAUUGUUUUAUUUACAUUAAUUGAACUUUUCACAUCAUUUAGAAUGUACCCUAAGACGAAAAAUGGAUUAACCAUACUUUUUAGUUUCAUGAUAUGCUAUGUUGUUUGGAUUCAUUAUAUUUAUUUCCAAACCGGCAGCUGGGUAUAUCCAGUACUGGCUGUUAUUAAUUGGCCACUAAGAGUAGUUUUCUAUUUGUUUAGUCUUGGUUUUAUAUUUAGCUUGUACUUAUUAGGUGAGAAAUUAAACAGGAUUAUUUGGUCUAAAGAAGUAGAAUCUACUGUAAAGUCAGGAAAGAAAAAAGCUAAAUAA
Parnassius mnemosyne (clouded apollo) is the source of this 705-nucleotide messenger RNA. The record is from the annotation of a GenBank genome assembly. Lineage: Eukaryota; Metazoa; Arthropoda; Insecta; Lepidoptera; Papilionidae.